ACCCUAUGGAACUACCUAAAUCAACUUAGGUUUAGAUACUUACUAGGUAGGCACGAUUUGACGCUACCUUGCCUUCCUACCGGAGUGCCGGAAACAUCCAUGGAUACUUUUAACGGCUUACACAGAUACUUGCACACUUCGAUGUUGCCAUGUUUCUCUUUCCUUCUCCCCAACCGCUUCUCCUUAGAUCAUCUAGCUGGGGAUAGACUCGUGAAAUCCCCCGUAUUUCGUCCCUGAAGUCUCUCAGGUAAUAAAUCCGUUCCCGCCCCCCCAUUGCCUAGAUACCUCGAAAUCAUGUCCGUGCAGAGCCUCUUAGAAGCCUUGAGCUUCCCUUAUCACGAGCCUCGGCAUGGCUUCUGGGGCGACAAAACAUCUACCUUGAACUUUUGCGAAGAGGACUAUGUCAUGAGUUAUUACUGUGCUGAAGUCUGUAACACUCUUACCAAUGCCCUUUUCAUAUGGCUAGGCUAUAAGGGCAUCCGAGGUUGCAUCAAAUAUUCACAUCCUCCCAUUUUCUUCGUGACUUUCGUCGGAUACAUUGUGGUUGGCCUAGGGUCUACCCUUUUCCACGCCUCUCUCAAGUAUCCAAUGCAACUCGUCGACGAACUGGCCAUGAUCUAUACGACCUUCUUCAUGUGUUUUGCCACGUUUUCGUAUGCUAGGUCUACUCAGUUCUCAUUUUGUCUCGGUGCCGGCCUCAUUAGCCUCGCAUGGCUCAUUACAGCAAGAUAUUAUAAAACAAAAGAUCCCGUAUUUCACCAGAACGCUUAUGCAGUUUUGACCGCUAUUGUGGUAUUCUCUAACAUGUGGAUUAUGGAGCGAGUGCUCCGACCGGCUCUGAGGAUGAGGGAAGAGAGUAGACGAGAAAGCCGCGCCCCGAGCAGCCCGAGGCUACCGACGACCAAUGAGAUGGUGAAACAGAUGUGGGUCAUGGUUGCGACAGGUCUGAGCAUAUUCCUCGGUGGUUACCUUAUCUGGAAUUUGGAUAAUAUCUACUGCAGCACUGUUCGAGAAUGGCGACAUCGUCUCCGGCUCCCCUGGGCUAUUGUACUUGAAGGACAUGCUUGGUGGCACCUAAUGACCGGAAUAGGUGCGUACUAUUACAUAAUAUGGCGCAUAUGGAUUCAUCGUAUCCUAGACGGCGAGGAGGAUAAGUUUCGCCUUUACUGGCCGUCGUUCUUUAGAAUGCCAGACGUGAUCCCCAUAGAAGACACCUUAGACAAGAAGAGGGAAUAGAAAACUAGUCGAGGAUGUGUAUCACCGUACUCACCCACAUUUUCAGAGGAGCCGUACGCAAAAGCACCUCGGAAACGGUGCCUCUUUUCAAUUGAUAGACAGCGUUCUCAUUAAAGUCCAUAGAAGCUACACUAGAUGUCAGUAUAGAAGCUCCGUUACAGCGAAUUGAUCAUAUUAAUAGAAGCACUUUAGUACAGAGGCGCUAGGGUCCUAGGAACGCUAGCUCGCAAGCGCGGUUUCAUUGAACUGUAACAGAAGGUUCCAUUAAACAUUCCCACAUGAAAGGUUGUCACAAAGUACACGUACAAUGAUUGGGUAGAUCCCUACGUGCGGGGUGCCCCACCACCGGACCGGACUCUGACGUCUGAUCUAAAUCUCUUACGUUCCGCCUCAAGUCACAUGUGUGCAUAAAUAUUUCCGGUA
Annulohypoxylon truncatum is the source of this 1659-nucleotide messenger RNA. Its product is annotated as putative alkaline phytoceramidase. Gene Ontology annotation, biological process: ceramide biosynthetic process; ceramide catabolic process. The transcript is spliced from 8 exons. The record is from RefSeq and is a predicted model, not a curated record. Gene Ontology annotation, cellular component: endoplasmic reticulum membrane. Lineage: Eukaryota; Fungi; Ascomycota; Sordariomycetes; Xylariales; Hypoxylaceae. The coding region runs from base 295 to 1236 and encodes 313 amino acids.